AGCAACUGUACUACGCCAAUGCGGGAUUUUAUCACAGGAAAAAAGUGUUACAGUUACACAUUUGUUGGAGUUUCUGCAUCACGAAGUUGCUCGACAUGGCUAAGAAAACCUGUGAUGCGCAGACUGUAAGGGAAAACACCAAUGAAAUGAGGCUGGCAAGCAUUUCCUGCAUGACAGAGGUUGUCUGUCUUGCUUGUUUCCCAUCAGAGUGUGUAACUGUAACACUUUUUUCUCACGAUAGAUUUUUCAUCGGCCUUAUGUUCACCGUGAUAGGUAUGCGGAUUUCGCGGUUCCUUGCCUGGGUGGGGUUUCUGAUGGCAAUCGCCUGCGGAAUCCAGGUUGUCUUGUUCGGGUGUUUGUACCUUAAAUACGGCUGGCGAGAAGAACGACCCAGAAUAACCAUCACGGAAAGACCGCCAUCCAUGUAAGUGCAACAGUAAGUUGUUUAAGCGAUGAUCUACUUCUAGGGAUGUUUUCGAUGGACCCUAGUAGACAUAAGCAGAAAAUGUUGCAUCGAGGGUAACGGAAACGCAUUGUCUUCAUUUUGUGUCACUACUGGUUUUCCAUGAAAAAGGACGCCCACGGCUCGAGCUUGUUCUUGUUAAAGGUGAUUUAUUAUGUUUCCACAUAUUUUCACAGGAUGGACCCACGGCUGCAGCAGCCGACGGUGAUUUACAUGCAGGAUACUGGCAGUGGGCCGGUGGUGGUCGCGCAGGUGCAGAGCGGGCAAAUUCCACCCAACGCGGGUUUUGGUGGUAGCACGACGGUGGGGCAGCCAAUGUAUAACUACAACCAGCAACCUUUUCCGCCGGGCGGUAUGAUGCAGCAGCCAGGUUACGCUGGUAACUAUCCGAACAACAUGCAGCCUCUACCGACGCAAGGUGUAGUACCCGGGGGAGCGCAGCGACCCGCGCAAGGGCAUCCGGCAUACACGGAAGUAAGUUGAGCGUCGUGGAUCAAGUUCGCCUGCUUGCAACUGCUCGCAUUACGCAAGAGCGCGGUGAUGUCUACAGAGAAGCUCAUGCCGGCACCAGAUCUCGGAGAAAGACACUUUUCACCAGGAACGGCGAAACCGUAGACGAACUUUAUUUGGGAAGAGAUGAACCGGAGGGGGAGUUGAACCUAGCGUUGGAUCUGGAACCCGGGUGUUCUCGACCUGCCAUGUCGAAGUACAGGGGAAUAUGGUCGCUGUGGCGACUGUGACGAGGAAGGUAGCAACUUCGUAGGCUUGCCGAUGCAAGAACGGGUGCACUACAAUAGCAUCGCUGGAGAUGAUGUUGAAGUAAGUGUGCGCGCUGCUGCAAUUUUUUUUUUGCGGUCGGUCCCCGCAGGACACCACGAACCAACGUUGGCAACAGGCACUAGAACAGCUAAGCUGCUGCAAGAAAAAAAACAAAUUGUACGAUCGCAGGGAAAAAGCGCAAAUAAUGUCGUAGAAAUUUAUAUAUGAUGUAUCUGUUGUUUUCAUACUUGAGAACUUUCCCCGAGCGUUUCUGCUUUGAAGGGGCGCGCCGCAGGGACAUUUUUAAUGUUCUACCCUUAAGGGUUUUUCGGUCGUGCUUUCUGUCGGUCCUCG
This is a messenger RNA of Amoebophrya sp. A120, 1576 nucleotides long. The record is from the annotation of a GenBank genome assembly. Lineage: Eukaryota; Dinophyceae; Syndiniales; Amoebophryaceae.